AUGAGCAGGGCGGCGGCCGGCGUGGAGCUCCGGCGGGAGGCAGAGGCGAGCACUGGGGCGGCGCCGAAGGGCGCGGGAAGCAACGGUCGACGGCAGGCGCGGGAAGCAGCAGUCGACGGCAGGCGCGGGAAGCAGCAGUCGUGCGUAGCCAGGGCACGGCGAGGCUCAGGCGAGGUCGGACAGUGGCCGAGCGCGGAUGCGGGCGCGGGCAGGAGCGAGAAAGCCGCCUUGGACAACGAGCGCCUCUCUGGAGAGAUGGAGACCCUGAAGAAAAGGUUGGCGGAAUCCGAGCUCAAGGUGCAAAACCUUGAGCAGAAUGUCGGAAACCCCGCUGAACAUCACCCGUCCUAUAUCCCGGGAGACCGGAUGAAGUGGAUCAACGAGCUACAUGAGCUUGCUCGGCCUGCUACGAAGGCCGUCUGCGCGACGUUAUGGCUUCAAGUAGCUGUUCCUGAUAACUUCUUCUACCUCGCCGUUCGUCUUCAGGAGUCAGCUCGGCGGACCGCAAAGUGGAAAUCAUCCACAACUUGGAAAGGAGCUCGACAGGCUUGGGCAACGGUCAAGGCCCACUACCCCAACCUCAACCUUGCGAUGGCCAACCCGAAGGGGCCAGACGGGGACGAUGUUCUGCCGGAUACCUUCUUUUACGCGGUGAUGGAGUUCGCCACGCUCACCGAGCAGGACUGCACCUUGGAGUUUUUUAGAGUCGCUGGCAUCGGCAUGUUGGACCUCCACCCCAUCCUCCUCUCACCUGCUACAGAGACUCGUGGAGCCAGGCCGGGGGCCGAGGUGAGGCGGUCGCUCCUCCGCCCGCGCCCGAUCGUGCUGUCAUCUGUGGCCGUGGGGAGUCUGGUUGCUGCUGGGGCUGCGAAUGCUGCCGACCUCGGGGAUUCUCUGCUAGGAUCAUCCGGACUUCUCUUGGCUGACUUAAGCAUCGGAGAUUGGUUUGGAGGUUUAUUAUUUUCAGCUGGGCAGCAAGCUAAUGAGGCUGUUCUGGAUCAGUUGUCUGCUCUCAGUUUCACUAGCUUGGCAGUAAUUUUUGGUGCUGGACUUGUAACUAGUUUGUCUCCCUGUACACUCAGUGUUCUGCCAUUGACUCUAGGAUAUAUAGGUGCUUUUGGCUCUGGAAAAGAUCGAGCUGAGAUUGUUGGAAAUUCAGUUGCUUUCUCAUUAGGACUGGCAACAACCUUAGCCAUCCUUGGUGUUGCUGCUUCUUUUGCUGGAAAGGCUUAUGGGCAAGUAGGACAAGGACUCCCAGUGGCUGCUUCUGGGUUAGGAAUCGUCAUGGGACUGAACCUACUUGAGGUAGUUGAGCUACAACUUCCCUCAUUUUUCAGCGAUUAUGAUCCUCGAGCUGCUGCAGCUAACUUGCCUUCCAGUGUACAAGCAUAUCUUGCUGGCCUUACAUUUGCUUUAGCAGCAUCACCUUGCAGUACACCUGUUCUUGCUACCCUUCUGGGAUAUGUUGCCACUUCAAGAGAUCCAAUUGUUGGGGGAAGUUUGUUGUUGACAUAUACAACUGGCUAUGUUGCACCUCUUCUCAUUGCAGCCUCUUUUGCUGGAGCAUUGCAGAGUUUGCUGUCAUUCAGAAGAUAUUCCACAUGGAUAAACCCCAUCAGUGGUGCAUUUCUAUUGGGUGGAGGUGUUUAUACCCUACUGGACAAGCUGUUCCCUGCGACAUCAAUGGUGAUGUGAACUGUAGAGUUGUAGGCCAUUGCUGAACAAGAGCUGCUAGACAAGGAUCACCAUUGUUGCACAUGCCAACAUAUGUCUUGCGAUGUAAAGUAGCUAAACAUAAAUGGCAAGGAAGUAGCAUCAGUUUAUAGGAAUGCGAAUCUGUUUACGGUAACUUAAACAUCUUGAUCUCAGCAGUCCACAGAAAAGUUUGAGGUUUGACCCCAUUCCCUUCAGGGACCCAAAAGAAAACAACACAAUAA
Messenger RNA from Aegilops tauschii subsp. strangulata, 1937 nucleotides. Its product is annotated as cytochrome c-type biogenesis ccda-like chloroplastic protein 1. The record is from RefSeq and is a predicted model, not a curated record. Gene Ontology annotation, cellular component: membrane. Gene Ontology annotation, biological process: cytochrome complex assembly. Lineage: Eukaryota; Viridiplantae; Streptophyta; Magnoliopsida; Poales; Poaceae.